Molecule: messenger RNA, 1581 nt
Organism: Aspergillus tanneri
Lineage: Eukaryota; Fungi; Ascomycota; Eurotiomycetes; Eurotiales; Aspergillaceae
Product: Tannase and feruloyl esterase
Exons: 2
Coding region: 1-1581 (526 amino acids)
Source: RefSeq, a predicted model, not a curated record
AUGGCUAUGCUUAGCUCUCUUCUAUCUCUCUUCACACUGGGAGCGGCGGUCCUAGCACGCCAGGACGCCUUUCAGGAUCGUUGCGCAAACUUUAAGGACAAAAUCAACUUGCCCAACGUCAAGGUGAAUUUGGUCGGCUAUGUCCCUGGCGGCACGAACCUCUCUUUGACAGACAAUGCACCCAGCUGCGGAGCAUCGUCUCAGUUGGUGAACGCAGAUAUGUGCCGGGUCGCCAUGGCUGUCGCUACUUCGAACAGUAGUGAGAUCACCCUCGAAGCAUGGUUCCCACGGGACUACUCUGGUCGAUUUUUGAGUACGGGGAAUGGUGCUCUUUCUGGCUGUAUCCAAUACUAUGACCUGGCGUAUACAACUGGUCUCGGUUUUGCGAGCGUCGGUGCCAACAACGGUCACAACGGAACGUCGGGCAAGCCCUUCUACAAACAACCUGAGGUUAUUAAAGAUUUCGCCUAUCGAUCCCUCCACACGGGCGUUGUGGUUGGCAAGGAGCUCACCAAGCUAUUCUACGAUGAAGGGUUCGACAAAUCCUACUACUUUGGCUGCUCAACAGGCGGCCGUCAGGGAUUCAAGUCCAUCCAAAAGUACCCCACCGACUUUGACGGCGUAGUGGCAGGAGCCCCUGCCAUGAAUUUCGUCAACUUAAACUCCUGGAGCGCCCACUUCCGGCCAAUCACCGGAUCGCCGCUGUCAAAGACGUAUCUCUCGCCGGCUUUGUGGAAGGCAGUCCACGAGGAGAUCCUGCGGCAAUGUGACACCAUGGACGGCGCAAAAGAUGGGAUAAUCGAAGACCCUGAUCUCUGCCGUCCGGUUCUCGAGACAAUCAUCUGCAAGCCCGGCUCCUCGUCGAAGAAUUGUCUCUCCGCAGCCCAGGCCAAAACAGUCCGCGAGGUUUUCUCCCCAUUGUACGGUGUGAACGGAACCCUCCUCUACCCACGCAUGCAGCCUGGCUCCGAGAUCAUGGCUUGGUUUUCGUAUUACAGUGGUCAGCCCUUCGGGGCCAGCGAGGACUGGUUCCGUUACGUAGUUUACAACAACCCUAACUGGGAUGCUGCGACGUUCAACGUCCACGACGCGGCCGUAGCCCUGGAGCAGAACCCAUAUGACAUCCAGACCUGGGACGCGGACCUCUCCCCUUUCCGCAACGCCGGCGGCAAGGUCCUCACCUACCACGGCCUCCAGGAUCAAAUUAUCAGCUCCGAGAACUCCAAGUUGUACUACGCACGCGUGGCCGAGGCCAUGAAUCUUCCUCCGGAGGAACUUGACAAGUUCUACCGCUUCUUCCAGAUCAGUGGAAUGGCUCACUGCAGGGGCGGUGACGGUGCUUAUGGCAUCGGCAACGGCCUCACAUCAUACAACGGCAAGGAACCCGAGAACAAUGUAUUGAUGGCUCUGGUCCAGUGGGUCGAGAAGGACAUUGCUCCGGAGACCGUUCGAGGUGCGAAGUUUGCCAAUGGAGUUGGCACACCUGUGGCAUAUACGCGCAAGCACUGUCGCUACCCUCGCAGGAAUGUGUUCAUCGGCCCCGGGAACUACACUGAUGAAAAUGCGUGGCAGUGUGUUUAA